GUCCUUCCAAGCGCUUCCCGGUGGCGGCGGUGGAUGCGAUCCUGAAGGAUGUGGUGGAGAGUUCCCUGCGGGAGCGGCGCUACGAGCCCGAACGGUGCAGGGAGGCGGCGAAGGAUAUCGCUGAGGUGGUUAAAGCAAGGGUGAAGGACCUGGUGCUUCCCAGGUAUAAGCUGGUGGUGGUGACUCACGUUGGGCAGCUGGGUGAGCAGAGCAUGCAGAUUGGCAGCAGGUGCCUGUGGGACCCUGUGAGCGACACCUUUGCCUCAUACGUCUUCAAGAACACUUCACUGUUUGCUGUUGCAAAUGUCUAUGCUGUGUAUUUUGAAUAG
Molecule: messenger RNA, 329 nt
Organism: Acanthisitta chloris (rifleman)
Lineage: Eukaryota; Metazoa; Chordata; Aves; Passeriformes; Acanthisittidae
Gene: DYNLT5
Product: Tctex1 domain containing 1
Exons: 2
Biological process (GO): microtubule-based movement
Cellular component (GO): cytoplasm; cytoplasmic dynein complex
Molecular function (GO): dynein intermediate chain binding
Source: RefSeq, a predicted model, not a curated record